Messenger RNA from Cheilinus undulatus (humphead wrasse), 3450 nucleotides. It is a transcript of the gene pcare1, whose product is annotated as photoreceptor cilium actin regulator 1. The transcript has 2 exons. The record is from RefSeq and is a predicted model, not a curated record. Lineage: Eukaryota; Metazoa; Chordata; Actinopteri; Labriformes; Labridae. The coding region runs from base 1 to 3450 and encodes 1149 amino acids.
AUGGGUUGCGCACCAUCCAAAGGAAACAAUUUUGGGGCUCUUGGUGCCUUGAGGAAGGGGAGAAUGCUUCCCCCGGCACCGCAGGAACGCCCAAGAGAGUCCCUCUUUGCAGAGGAAGAGAACCGUUACUCAACAUGUAAAGAUGGCGACUCAAAGGAGAGAAAACCAGCAGGACAAAUGCAGGUAAUACAGAAAGAGGCUCAAAUGACACCACAAAAGAAGAGAUCUGUGACUGAGCAAGCCUCUGAAGCAACUAAUGUUGAUAAAUCGGGGAGUCAACGGAUAGACACAGUAUCACAGAAAAAGGAGAAAUCUGUUGAUAAGCAAGAUGCCACAGAAAAGAAGCCUAGCAGAAAGCCAAAGAAAAAUAACAGAGGUAAUAAGGUAAAAAAGAAAGACAAGGACAAACAAGCAAUAGAAAACAAAGUGGACUUCCCAGAACCAUUGGUUAAAGCUCAUCAAGCUGCAUAUGCCUUUCUGAAUCCUAGCAUAAACAGAUAUGAUGAUCUCCUCGGACUUUUGGAGCAAGCAACCCAAACACAGGUUUCUGUGCAGCCGAUGGUUGCUUUCAUGGCUCUGCGGUACGAGGAAAUAAUUCAAGGACUGGACGAGAUGGUGGAUGAGGGAGAAAAAGUUAUGAAAGAAUAUGGAGAGCAUCUCUCUUGGCCAAGUCAAGCAAAAAACCUCUCAUCUUCUCCACCUCCAAAGUCUGGCUCAGCUAACUUAGAGUCCCCACCGGAUUUGUUGCAGCAGCUGCUUCAGUACACCACACAGAGGAUGCGAAAUGUGUGCCAGACGGUCAGUGGGAUUGGGGAUUCUGCUUUGGUAGAGGCAGUAGAGUACUUUGCCUCUAUUUCAGAGCUUUUAGAGGAGAAACUUAAAGUCAAACGUGCAGCAGAGACCAGGCUCAUGCAAAUCUUAUCCCGCAUUGAAAUGGCUUCUAUACACAAGCCUCGCCCAGAGGACUCUGCCCUCUUCAGUGAGGAUAGUGGUAUUGGGGCUGAGAAUGAAUCCCUUGCUGGAUCUGAAAGGCGAUAUAGACGAGAGAGCUGUGAAUCCAUGGGGACAAAUAGAACGACUCCUGUCAGUCCUAUGGGAUACACCUGCAUGAACGUUAGACAAGGAGUAUCAAGUCGAAAGACUGCAAGGCAAAUCAGUCCAAGUGUUUCUCUCACCUCACUAAACUCAUUGGGUUCCAUAUGCACCUUAAUGGCCAAUGACCAGAGAGACUCUUUGCUGGGCUCUGUCUCCUUUGAUGAUGAUGAUGGUGAUGACAACAAUGAAGAUGAUGAGACUGACAGAGUGCAAGGUGGUUUUCCAAAGCGAACAAAUUCUUCCCCCAUAAACCGGGAGCAACAACAGCCACGUCGCCUACCACCAAAGCGCAUAGAGAACCCUCAAAAUGUAGAGAUGACAAUCAAAAUGAAAAAUGCUAUAAGUGGCAAAAUACAGUUUGUCCCACGGCAGAACUCGAACGUGAAAACAAAGACCCUUGGAAGCCCUAAAACAGGUAGGCGCCAGUGGACAGAUGAGGAGGAACAAUCCCAGAAAAGGCCUCAAACAUCUGGACCUGUUCGGAGGGCAGUGGUGAAAAAGACCCCAGUGACUAAGGAGCAGCGUUCAAGGUCAGCAGAAUCCCUGAGGAGUAAAGGGGAAGACCCGACUUUGCUUGAACUAGCCAGGACCCAGAAGGAUUUAAACCAGCGGUUGCAGAGGAUGAACAAGAGCAAGACGAGUGGAAACAUCAGGACUGCUCCAUCUAAACAAAACCAAGGAACUUCACCGGCACAGUCUCCAGCAACGUCUCGCAAACAACCACCAUUAGAGAAAAAAAGCAAACCCCAAUCACCUAAAGAGAAAGAGGACCUUUCAAGAUGCGAUAGUAAUAAACAGGAGCUAACCAGUGAUGGAGAAGAAGAUCAGCUGAAGGACAGGAAAACACCCCAGGGUCCUAUAAAAGCUACCCCACCCCCUAGCCCUCCUCCAUCACCACGACCAUCUUCAGGCUUUCAGAGAGGCAGGAACUCUGUCCGGAAACUGAUUGAUACAUUCAGUCAAGGAAUAGAGGAACUAGACAGUCCCAAAGUGCUUGGGCCUCUCAAGGGUGUACGAAAGUGCGGAGUCCCGGUGUUACCUGGUUUAGGAAAUGUUGAAGCUGUGCUUAUUGGUGGUGUAACCAGCUGUAGACCUGAAUCCGCUUUAUCGGUGAAAAAUGACGACUUUGAUCCUGAUAGUCUCCCUCCGCCUCCACUAGAAGUUUUAUUGGACAAUUCUUUUGAAAGUGUUCAGAAUCCUACAGCUUGUGUAGCAGAGGAAGGGCCUGUGAAACCCAGAAGAUCACCUGUGCUUAAAAGGGCAACAGUUUCUCAACGACUAAGAGCCUCAGUUCAGGCGGUGACAGUGCUGCCAAACAGAGGAGGCCUGCCUCAAGCUCCCAAGGUUAGCUUCAGUGAUAGAGUAGAUCAAAAAGACACUUCUCCGUCCUCAAAGGUCAUCCCACCAGAUCUUCAACUGGAGGCAGAAAAGGAAAAUGAUUCACUGUACCAACAAGCCAUAAAGAAUAUACACCAAAGACAAUCUCCUGACCCAGAGGGUAUGUCAACAAGUCAGGUAGCAGCAAAUCCAGCUGACAGUCAAGAAGACGUUCAAGAUGGUGUCAUCCUUUCAGUGCCUGGAUCAAAUACAACAGUGCCUCCUUCUCUAAUUGUCAGAAGCCAACCAUCUGCCACCCCACCUGUGUCUAGAGGUCGAAUGUUACCAUCCACACCUUCUACACCAAGCAAUCUACAACGAAGACUUAACAGUCCCAGCAAUUUUAGACGGCAACCAUCUCCAUCCUCUUCAACCAGCCCCCCUGUUAACCGGAAACUCCCCACUCCACCAGCAGUUCAGAGGCGGCUGCCAACCCCACCUGCAGCAAAGCAGAACAACUCAAACACAAAUUCAUCUUCCUCAUAUCCCUUUAAAGCACCGUCUCCACCAGCCUCACCAAAGCUACACAGAUGGUCCAGGGAGAACAGUAGUGAAGACUUGUCUAGUGCUCGGAAGUUCAGUAACGCACGCUCAGUCUUCUGCCCCGCCUCUUCAUCCCUGUUUGAAGCCCAGCCUUGUGCUGUUCCAAGACCCCCUCAAGCAUGGACCUCAACUGGGGUUUCUUAUCUCUCACGAGCUUGGGAGAGUCGUGGGAGGUUUCCUGUCUCUGUUCAAGGACCUCGUCCAUUUGUCAGACGGAGCCAAUCGGACAGAAGGCCGAGCCUGCCGCCAAGAUCACCAAAGACUUCAGUGGCUGAGAGUUGUGGGAGUGAGCCAACUAUAUAUUCACCAGGGUUGGACGAUGAACCGACCAGAGAAGAUGACCUCUGGGGAAGCCAAUCAGACCUGAGAGCUACACCACGCUCUGCCUCACACCCGGACCUGUGUGUUGUUGGACAGGCGUUACACAGAGACUAA